UGGAAGAAUGUUUGGAAGAGUAUAGGAAAACAGCACCUAAGUGGGGUUGACAUAUUGUGCACUGGAUGUUCAGAUGGGGAUUCCUGAGCUGGUAAAAUUCUUCAAUGAAAUCUGUGUUCUACGACAGCAGAUCUGGACAAUCGCAUAAUAGUGAUUGUGACCAGCGGCAAUGGCACUCUUCACUAAAGCGAACGGAGUGAGGGCGAUGCUAAGUCUGCUCGGGAUGUGGGUACUAUUUAGUGCAUUUUUGAGCUAUAUGGAUAAUAAAAAUGCAAGCUACUCGACGUUUAGUAAGCUUAGCAUUCGACAUAUGCAUAAGUUUACUAAAGCGCUUAACAUAUCCAGUGAUUCUUUAAGUAACAAAAAUAAAGUAAACGACACUUUUAUUUCUGGCAACCACUCUUCACUUCCUAUCAAUGAUGACUCUCAGUGGGAUAGCUCAUCAUUGAAGCAGCAAAACAUUACCAGCGAAUACCGCCAAUCAAACAGUGAUUUAAUGCUUAGUCAAUGGCAGCCUAUUAAAAGGCAUAACCCCGCUUCUUUGAAUAAGAGAUGUAAAGAACCAAUAUAUGAUGAUAAUGAUGGACCAAUAACUCCGAAUACAACUCUUGAGUCAUUGGAUAUUGUGGAAUCGGAAUUGUCUUGUUUAUUAAAGCCUGGUGGAUCUUUUGAACCACAUGAUUGCAUUCCAAAGGAUUACGUUGCUAUUGUAGUACCAUUUCGUGAUCGUUACGCUCAUUUAGCUGUGUUUCUACGGAACAUUCAUCCCUUCUUAAUGAAGCAGAAUAUCGCCUAUAGAAUAUUUCUCAUCGAGCAGACAAACGGGAAAGCAUUUAAUCGUGCUGCACUUAUGAAUAUUGGCUUCUUAGAAGCAUUGAAAAUAUUUCCAUGGGACUGUUUCAUUUUCCAUGACGUUGACUUAUUACCUCUAGAUAACCGAAACUUAUAUACAUGUCCGCGUCAACCGCGUCACAUGUCAGUUUCUAUAGACACACUAAACUUCAAGUUGCCUUAUCGCUCAAUUUUUGGUGGAGUGUCUGCGAUGACACGCGAGCAAUUUCAGCUAGUAAAUGGCUUUUCGAAUUCUUACUUUGGGUGGGGAGGAGAAGACGAUGACAUGUCAAACAGAUUAAAGCAUGCCAAUUUGUUCAUAUCAAGAUAUCCUGUUAAUAUAGCACGUUAUAUGAUGCUAAAACAUCAAAAGGAAAAAGCCAACCCGAAAAGAUAUGAAAAUCUCGUAAAUGGAAUCAGUAAGAUGGAAAUGGACGGCAUAAAUUCCAUAAAAUAUGAUAUAUACAGCAUAAAAGAAUUUCCAACCUUUACUUGGUAUUUAGCAGAACUAAAAAUCGUCGAUCAAACAAGUUAAUAUUUAUAUUCAUACAUAUAUAGUGAAAAUAGUGAUUCUUCAAAUGUAUAGUUUUUAUAAAAUAGUUAUCAUUGAAAAUGUGUUUACUCUUAUUGCUUAUAUUUAUUAUUAGACUCAUUUAUUACAAUUAUCAUAAAUACACUAAUUGAAUAAUAAGGCACAUUUUUCUAA
Anastrepha obliqua is the source of this 1537-nucleotide messenger RNA. Its product is annotated as beta-1,4-N-acetylgalactosaminyltransferase bre-4. Gene Ontology annotation, molecular function: N-acetyl-beta-glucosaminyl-derivative 4-beta-N-acetylgalactosaminyltransferase activity. Bases 170 to 1366 code for a protein of 398 amino acids. NCBI's taxonomy places the organism in Eukaryota, Metazoa, Arthropoda, Insecta, Diptera, Tephritidae. The record is from RefSeq and is a predicted model, not a curated record. Gene Ontology annotation, biological process: glycosphingolipid biosynthetic process; carbohydrate metabolic process. The transcript is spliced from 6 exons.